AUGUCAAUUGACAUCUCAGACCUCUCAAAACUAAAGCAAAUAUACGAUGAAAAUGGCUACGUUUUGAUUAAAAACGUAUUUUCCGAAGCCGAAUGUGAUGAUAUGAAAGAAGAAAUUGAAAAAAUUGUUGAUAAGUUAGACCUAUCUCAACAUCCAAAGACCAUUUUCGAUACAUACGAUGACCAACGACAUGUUGACACGUAUUUUCUUGACAGUGCUUCAAAAGUGUCUUUCUUUUAUGAAGAGGGAGCUUUGGCUAAGGAUGGAACGCUGACUGUGCCGAAGGAUCAAGCUUUGAAUAAAAUUGGGCAUGGUAGGUUUAAAAAGUGUAUAAUAGGCUAAGCAAAAUAGUUUUUUUUUGACUUUAGUGUACUUACUGCUAAGGCAGGGCUAGAAUAAUGUAAGACAAAGCACGGGUAAAGCAAGGAAAAAGUAAGAUGUAUGAGAAGGCAUGGGUAAGGCAAGUCAAAGGUAAGACAAAUCUAGAAUUUGAAUUGACUAAAGAAAAGCUAAAGUAAAGCAUAACUGAAGUAAGGCAAAGUUAGGCUACAGAAAAAGCUAAGGUAAGACAAGGUUAGAGUAAGGCAAGGCAAAUUUAAGCAAAGCUAAAGUAAUAGAAAGCUAGACUAAGAAGAAGAUAGAGUAAGCCAAGGCUAAGGAAAUGCUAUAGUGAGACAAAGAUAGGUUAAAGAACAGCAAGGAUAACACAAGCCCAGGCUCGAGUAAGACUAUAUGUUUUAUUUAAAAUAAGCUGUUUUCAGCGCUUCACUGGCUGAAUCCCGUGUUCAAAAAGUACACUUUUGAUCAACGGAUAUGUGUAAGUUAUGUCACCUUUCCAUUUUAUUGGUAUUUUACUUUCUUUAUUAAAUUUUAAGCUAAAACUGUAGUUUUUUAAUAUUUUUUUUGUUUUUCAGAACAUAGUAAGAUCACUUGGAUUCCAAAACCCACACAUUGUUCAAAGCAUGUACAUCUUUAAGGUAAGUGUGGAGCUGUAAAAGGUCAUUGGUCUUAGCCUUUGGGCGUAAGUAUGCCGAACUGAGACGGGUUGGUUUAGCCUCACCAGGCAUGGACGUCGGGCGGGUCGGGUCCGAUUUUCAGGACCCAUAGAAUUCCGGAUCCGACCCGAUUACUUUUUUUUAGACCCGCCCGACGUCUAUGCCUGCGCCUCACUUACGAGCUAAAAACUUUAGGUCUUGCCGGUCUAAAUUUUGCUCAAUCUUGGAGUCGGCCUUCUUAAAUUUUGUUCAGGCUUCUCGUUUAAGUUUGGCCGGCUUGUCCCGAUUGCCAUCUCUAAUGUGCCAACUCGUUCUCUUUUUCUUUUGCUUUGGCCCGAGUGGGCUAGGUGAGCCUUAAUGUGCCUUUUUUAAGUCUUAUUGGCACUAGCUUAGAAAAGCUUUUCUGUUUUUUCAUUAAGGUUAAGGUUACUAGCUUACUCUAAUAGUUAUACAAAGUCUGCCAAAAGUUCUGUUACAAAACUUUACCGGUUGUUUUCGCUAUUCGGCGCACCCUGUGUACGUACUUUAACUCUAUUUUAAUGUUUGAUCUCUCACUUUAUUUACUUUUUUCAAACUUUUUCCUCUCAUAUCCCAUUGAAAACUCCAAAAAAAUUACGUAGCAAACUUGCAGCAGCCCAAAAUUGGUGGUGCGGUAACUGACCACAUUGACGCUACCUUCCUACAAAGUGAUCCGCCCGAAAACUUGUUUGGUAUAUGGAUUGCGAUCGACGAGGCUAGCCAGGAGAAUGGCUGUUUAUGGUUUAUACCCGGCUCACAUCAAGGUCCUCAUCCUGGCUAUCGAUUUGUUAGGACUUUUUCGACCGAUCCCAAUGAAAAGUUGUUGAUUUUUGAAGGUAAAAAGCCUACGUAUGAUCAGAGCAAAUUUUUACCGGUACCUGUACCGAAAGGUAGUAUGGUACUGAUUAAUGGGUUAGUGGCACACAAAAGUGAGCCAAAUACAUCGGAUAAGAGUCGACAUGCUUAUACUGUACAUGUGGCGGAGAUGGUUGAGAGAAAGAAGUGGCAUGAGAGGAAUUGGUGGGUUAUAACAUUUGUUACUGUUUUUCUACUAAGUCUGCUAGAGUUAGGUAUUGUAAGAAAAGAGCUAAAGCGGUGUAGAUUAAGGCUUAAAUAUAGCUAUCAUAUUUUAAGAAAAAGCCAGAACAUGCAUUGAAAGUAAAGUUAAAGCUCAGGUUCAGGCUGAAGCUAAAGCUCAUGCUCAGGCUCAAAGUCAGGCUCAGGCUCAGACUCAGGCUCAAGCUCAAACUCAAACUCAAACUUAAUUUCGAGCUCAAAUUCAAGCUCAAGCGUUGGCUUAGGCUUUGGAGUAUGCUUGGGCUCAGGCUAACGAUCAUCCUCAGGCGUAGGCUUUGACGCACGCUCAGGCUCAAACUUGGCUUAGGCUAAAGCUCUGACUCGAGCUUAGGAUUAAGCUCAGGUUUAAUCUACUGCUUAGCUUAAAGCUAAUUUUAAGACUAAAGGUAAAGCGAUACGCUUAAGACUGAGGUUAUGGUCAGUUUUGGUCUUUUAUAUGUAGUUUUUAUUAUUUUAGGCUGCAAGAAACCGAAGAUUACAAAUUUCCAGCGCUCUACACGUCGAAAUCAGAUUAA
This is a messenger RNA of Bursaphelenchus okinawaensis, 2605 nucleotides long. The record is from the annotation of a GenBank genome assembly. NCBI's taxonomy places the organism in Eukaryota, Metazoa, Nematoda, Chromadorea, Rhabditida, Aphelenchoididae.